Molecule: messenger RNA, 3671 nt
Organism: Phanerochaete carnosa HHB-10118-sp
Lineage: Eukaryota; Fungi; Basidiomycota; Agaricomycetes; Polyporales; Phanerochaetaceae
Exons: 4
Coding region: 1239-2609 (456 amino acids)
Source: RefSeq, a predicted model, not a curated record
CCAAAAUUGGAAAGCCCCGUUUGGUCUUUCUUCCUCGCAUUGGCUUCGGUAAUCUCAGGGGGAUCCUCAUAUCGUCAGGAAAGCCGUCUAACCCUGCUUGCCUCCGCUACCCAUCUUCUGUAGCCCUGGUCGAGCCUUCCAACGUCACUAUGGCCCAAGCACCUCGGAACUCUUCUCAGUAUUCUGGGGAUCGUCAGCAAGCCUCGCAGAGGCCGCGGUUACCACCUCAAUUCACUCCCCUGGGACGGGAUAAUAUGGCACCAGACUCAUCCGCAAAGUAUUCUCCAGAAGCAAUCGCAAUGCAGAGAUCAAUAGACUCGGGUUAUGGAAGCGAAUUUUCCAAGUCUCCCAUAUCCAGCUCCCCAGAUGAUCCUUUCUCUGGUAGCGGACAUGACUUGAAGGCGAGCACAACAGACCCGCACAAGCGAGUGCCUUCAGAUGGUAACACCUCAACACACCAUCACCGAGCCUCUCGGGAGCCCUCUCCAGCUCUCAUUGACUUAGACAGUCCCACGCACGACGGAGGGGGAAGGUCGUAUGACGCCGCAGCCCCUGCUGUUCCUCCCCUCGCUCUCUCAUCCAAACCCCCACCCGGGGAAGAGGAUCGUAUUCCCAGGCCCGAUCCCCAAUCUCUAAAGCACAAAACUUCUUACAACAGCCGUCCUGUGCCCACAGCUUCCAUCUCGGUCUCGCAACGGUCGCCGCCGCCGCCAUAUUCGCCCCCGCUGUCCUCGCCGUCGGCGCCAUCUGUGGGGUCUUACCAGACUAAACCUCUCGAACGCCCUUCCGACGGUAUUCACAGCUUCCCUACCCCACCCCCAGAACCGCUUAUUACGAGCACAAGGAGAGUCCCCAAUAAAAAACCUACCAACUUGCAGAAUAGAGCGAGUCCGGGUAACGGGGUCUCGCCUACGACGUCCCACAGUGAUGCUGGCCGAUCUCCUUCUUGCCCUGCCGAGCCAGCGUCCACGCGGCCCAAUGAGCGCGGCCCAACCUCAACUCCGCCGCAGGUGCGGCCAGCGACAUGCCCUGGCAGCUCUCCUUUCCCCACUCCACCGACUUCCCCGUACUCUCCGGAUGAAGAUGAAAAGCCCAGACCGGCUAUAGAAUCCUAUACAACGGAUCGAACACCCAACGCCGGGGCAACGCCUCGCGUAGCUACACCCCCACAGAGUACGCGCGCGGGGGCCCCCGCGGAUCGCCAGCCCUCCACCCCUGGCCAUCGUAUGGUUGCUGUCAUGAAUCUGUCGCCUCCUCCCCCGCAAUCUUCUGCAUCUUCUUCCCCGCAAUCUUCUGCGCCUCCUUCCCCGCAAUCUUCUGCAUCUCCUUCCCUGCACUCUUCAGCAGCGUCUCCCGGUGAAAAUGCAGGCUACACCGAGCUCCUGGGCCCUCAACCUCUCCAUUCGUUCACGUCUCUCGGUCUGUGGAGUUAUCUCCAGAAACCCGCCAGGGACCUCGGUCCUCAAGGCGUCUCGCAGCUUGCGGCGUCUCGAAAAAUUCCUCUCGAUUUACGUGUCAUUUUUGGGCUUCACUGCAAAUUCCAUGCUAUGCCAGGUCCCGGAGAGCAGCAGAGCAGAGACGAUCAGCCUUGUUAUGGCGCCGGAUCCCUGGAGGGCGUCUGGAAGCUAGCGGAUAUGAUGAAAUACUCGACCCCGUCGGCCCCUCUCUCUGCUUUCAGGCAAUUCCCGAAAGGAAAACUCUACUCCGUCACACCCAUGAAUUGCGAUACACAGUGCCCCCUUCAGAAACGUUUCGACGGCACAGGCGCGAUACAGAAUGAGCUAGCGGAUACACCGUGCUCGUCUCUCGGCGUCUCUGGUCUUCUGCAGAAGCUCAACGAGGUCUUCGGUACAACGUAUCAGCUCAACAACCACUUGUCCUCUUUGCUCGGCGGCUACGUGAACAAGGCCGACUGCGACUUCGGAAGGGUCUAUGGCGAAGUUCGGCGCGGGUGGUUCUGUGACGUGGACCGUCUGCAAGGUCGUUUGGAGAGAGGCGCACGGCAAGACUACGGGAUGCGCAAGAGGGCUAUCGACUCUAACCGAGGCCUCAUCGUCCAGCCCCGCACCCCACCACGUCGUGUAUGGGACCUGUACAGCAACCGCGUCCUUCCCUUCUGGGUGCUCCUCUCCAAGGACAUACCGAGAAACCUUUGGGCGGUUUCACAUAGCUGGGUGAAUGAUAGACAGCGCAAGUUCAUCAGAACGCGCGUGAACGGUUAUGAGUGGGCACUGCCUAUUCCCCGCGACGUCGAACUCGACCACGUGCGCAUCGAGCUGCUGAACCUGGGCGCCGAGUACGUCUGGUUGGACGUGCUUUGUCUGAGACAGCAGGUGGAUGAAGAAAGACGUACCUGGCUCAGCUGGGACUCGGACAGAUGGCAGAACGUGGAGACGUUGCGGCAGAAGGAGUGGAGACUCGACGUCCCCACUAUCGGACAUGUCUUCCGGUGCAAGCCGUCGCAGGUGGUCAUCACGUAUUUCAGCGGUCUCGGCAGGCCAUUCUGCGUAACCGCGGAGAUGUUCAACGACGAAAGGAGCUGGCUCAACCGAGUCUGGACGAUGCAGGAGACUACCUCCAACUGGCUCCUCGGAGGGGCUGGUGCCUGAGGAGUUCAUGGUUCGGAAGGAGGACUUGGACUUGCCGACACAGUUCCACGACGGGGUUUGCAGUCUGCUGCAGGUGCUGGCGCGGGACCCACCAGACUUGUUUGCCUUAGCCAAAGUCUUACGAAGCCGGCGCGGUACUCACCAUAUCGACCAAGUCAGCGCGUUGGGACUCCUCUUGAAGUGUCCCGCUCUACCGAUCUACGACACGAAGCAGCGCUGCGAAGACGGUUGGGGCCAGCUCGUGCAGCAGAUGUCGCACAAACACCGGACUGACCUCCUUGUCAACUGCCCUGUGGUCGGCAACGCUCCGGGAACUAAAUGGUGCCCUUCGUGGUCUCAACUCAUGCUGGGGAAGACGAUACCCUCGGAGACCACUGUCAUCAACUAUUCCGAAGGCGAGCUGCUCAACUGUAGCCCGAUAUCUCACGAUCCCUCGGUCAACCUUGGAGUUGUUUACUGGAACUACGCAUACGUCAUCGAGAGCUGCGAGUUUUCCAUCGAAGACGGUCGCAUACACAUGCAUGUUCUCCUUGGUCCAGCCUCUCAGUCGCAAUUUGCCACCGACAGCUACAAGACGCAGCCUUUCCUUGUCGAGUUCUCCGGAGCGAACCCGCUUUUCGAUCCCAGCCUUUACUACGCCGCAGUCGGAAUGGCGGAUCUGGAGUACUGGGUACUGGGAAAGAUCUCGGGUCACGAUCAAAACAUGGAGUAUGUCCAGUUCGAGAAGAUCUCUACCUUCCGGAUCCCGGAUGCCAGGGAGAGGGAACGACUUUGGCACCUGAACCCCGGCUACUCCGAUACUCCUAUACACUAUCUCUGAUCAGGAGCGAGUACGAAUAAGCAGGAAUGCUCCUCUCUGCGCGCUCUUGAAGGAUGGCGCGCAACUGGUCCGAUAUUUUGAUAUGCAGAAAGCUUUGUUGAAGAUUACGAGUCCGCUUGUACGACUGGUGAUCGUUGUUCCGGCUGUAUUGUAGCUAACAGUAAUGCGACAGGCAAAUGUAUAGUACUGUGGACUUUUCGGCGGUGUCUAUCACUACCCAGAAUGAUAUAUGACUCGAAAUC